UGCAUUCAAAAGUCAAAAUAAAUAGUUUAAUUUAACUUAAAAUUUCCAGAUAAUGAGCCACCAGUGUUUCUCAACUGUCCUAACAACCGAACUGUUUCAACGGAUCACAGAAUGUCCACGUCAACAGUCAAUUGGGACGAGCUUGUAAUCACAGAUAAUUCUGGAGAGCCGACUACCGUGCACCACUCACAUCUGACAGGCAACGAUUUUAACAUAGGUUACCAUACUGUAAACAUCACUGCCGUAGACUCAUCAUGGAACUCUGUAACUUGUAUUUUUAAUGUUUUAGUCAAAGAUACUGAGGCUCCUGUGUUCCACAACUGUCCCACGGACAUUUUCCUCGAGACGCUGUAUAGGUCUCCCUUCAACAUCGGAUACUGGGAUGAUAUCGAAAUAAGCGACAAUUCUGGCUUAGUAUCAAAUGUUACCACGAAUUAUGAGUCGGGAGACGUAUUCUAUCUUGGCCAAUCACCUGUUGUUUACAGCGCUACUGACGCUGCUUCUAAUAUGGAAAACUGCUCAUUCACUGUUGCAGUGCUUGAUACUGAGAACCCCUAUUUCACUUUCUGCCCUCCGGAUAUUUUGAUCAAUACUGAGGACGGGGUAAAUACUGCAAUGGUAAAUUGGAAUCAUCCCAACGCAUCUGAUAAUUCUCAAAUCGAGCCUGUCAUCUCCUCGGAUUAUAAUUCUGGAGAUAUAUUUCAGGCACACAUAACUACAGUUACAUACAAAGCGAGAGACGAUGCGGGAAAUAUUGGUAUAUGUCAGUUCCAAGUAGAUGUAAUCGACAAUGAACCUCCGUAUUUCAUCAAUAUGACUGGUGACAUAGAGAUUUUCAUUGAUGCCACCAAGAUGAACACAUCUGUAUCAUGGAAGGAACCUCUGGCUUCUGAUAAUUCUUUGAUCGAGCCAACAAUUUCAUCAACACACACAUCUGGAGACAUUUUUAGUAUUGGAGUUACUAGGGUUGUUUAUACUGCAGUAGACCAACUUGGAAACGAGAGAAGUUUCACAUUUUCUGUGAAUAUUCGCGUGGCAUUUGCUAAUUUAGAAUCGUUG
Molecule: messenger RNA, 1059 nt
Organism: Anneissia japonica
Lineage: Eukaryota; Metazoa; Echinodermata; Crinoidea; Comatulida; Comatulidae
Product: hyalin-like
Exons: 4
Source: RefSeq, a predicted model, not a curated record